Molecule: messenger RNA, 3156 nt
Organism: Heteronotia binoei (common prickly gecko)
Lineage: Eukaryota; Metazoa; Chordata; Lepidosauria; Squamata; Gekkonidae
Gene: RMND5B
Product: required for meiotic nuclear division 5 homolog B
Exons: 10
Coding region: 237-1412 (391 amino acids)
Biological process (GO): proteasome-mediated ubiquitin-dependent protein catabolic process
Cellular component (GO): cytoplasm; nucleus; GID complex
Molecular function (GO): protein binding; ubiquitin protein ligase activity
Source: RefSeq, a predicted model, not a curated record
CGUCACCCCCUAAUUUACCACAGCUACAUGGUUUGUCCCACCCAGCUGCUACCAGUUUAUGGUUCAUUCCAGGCACACCCUAUCUAAAUGAGGAUGGUUUGCCCCGUCUUUUGAGAACUUUAUACCUAUAUAGGACUGCAUCAGGAGAAAGAGGACGCCAGCAUAUAACAUCAGUCUGUUAUCCGGGAUUGUCAUUUCACAACUCUCAGGUCGUGCAGAGCAGGCAGGCCUGGCCAAUGGAGCGGUGCGCCUGCGUGGAGAGGGAGCUGGACAAAGUGCUGCAGAAGUUCCUUUGCUACGGCCAGCAUUGCGAGCGAGGCCUGGAGGAGCUGCUGGUUUACGUCAGCCAAUUGAGGGCGGAGCUGAGCACUGCAGCCUUACAACGGACACCACUAUCUGCCACGCUGUCCCUGGUAAUGUCCCAGUGUUGUAAGAAGAUCAAGGACACUGUGCAGAAUCUAGCUUCAGAUCACAAAGACAUUCAUAGCAGCAUUUCUCGGGUGGGCAAGGCAAUUGACCGAAAUUUUGAUGCAGAUUUGUGUGGCAUUGUUCCUGCAAUGGUCUGGGAAUCCCAAGAGAAGCAGAUCCUGGUAUUGGCCAUUAUAGAACACCUUUAUCAACAAGGGAUGCUUGGAGUGGCUGAGGAGCUGUGUCAGGAGUCCACCAUGAAUGUAGAUAUAGAUUUCAAAAAGCCAUUUCUUGAACUUAACAGCAUACUAGAAGCUCUACACAAACAAGACCUGGAUCCAGCCUUGAGUUGGGCAAUCUUCCACAGACAGCAGCUGGCAGAACUGAACAGCUCUCUGGAGUUCCGGCUACAUCGGCUCCACUUCAUCAGGCUUCUUGCUGGUGGCCCAGGCAAGGAGCUAGAGGCCCUGAGCUAUGCACGCCAUUUCCAGCCUUUUGCUCACCUACACCAGCAAGAGAUUCAGGUGAUGAUGGGCAGUCUGGUAUACCUACGCCUGGGCCUAAAGAACUCUCCAUAUAGGCACCUGCUUGAUGACAGCCACUGGACUGAGAUUUGUGAGACUUUCACUCGUGAUGCCUGUGCCCUAUUGGGCCUCUCAGUGGAGUCUCCCCUGAGUGUCAGCUUUGCUGCAGGUUGUGUAGCACUACCAGUGCUGAUGAACAUCAAGGCUGUAAUUGAGCAGAGACAGUGCACAGGUGUCUGGAGCCACAAGGAUGAGCUACCUAUUGAGAUUGAGUUGGGGAUGAAGUGCUGGUAUCAUUCAGUCUUUGCGUGCCCUAUCUUGCGACAGCAGACAACAGAUUCCAACCCACCCAUUAAGCUCAUCUGUGGACAUGUUAUCUCUCGAGAUGCUCUCAACAAACUCAUCAAUGGAGGGAAGCUGAAAUGUCCAUAUUGCCCUAUGGAACAAAACCCAGCUGAUGGGAAACGCCUCAUCUUUUGAUAAUGACAUGUCUUGGAGGUGCUGUUGGGGAAAUGGACAGUGGGAAUAAGCACCUUUGGGGACAGGGCUUGAUAGGGAAGUCUUAUGUGCCUGCAGGAGUUCAUGUUGGCCUGCUGCACUAACUGCUGUAGUCCUAAAAGUUGCUGCUUGCUCAGUGAGGCAGAACAGCAGCUUCCUAGGUCAGAGGAAGAGUGGUUUCUUUAUGGGUGCUGUAAACUAUGACAACUCAUUGUGUACACAUGGCACCGUUUUUUCCACUCCUAGGCGUCUUCAUGGAGGGCUUAGCUGAACAGCCAGCUGCUUCCUACCAAGAUAUUCUGCCCUUUUCCCAUGCACCGAUCUAUUCGCAUUGGGGUUAGUUCAACAAUGAAUUGAUGAAGAGCUGCUUCUGUCACAUACCUUAGAAAUAAACCUCUGUCAUCUUGUUUUGAUCAGUAAGGAGAAAAGUUGUAUGCUUUUUUUAAAAAACUGAGGCCUAAAACCUCUUAAGUUAAAAGACAUUUUAAAAACUUUCCUAAGAAGAUCAGUACUAAGUUCUAAAGUACAUGGCAGAGGAGAAAAGAGCAACAACUGAGACACUAACAAAGAUGAUCUCUGUGAAACUUUUGAGCAUGGCAAUUGGCCCAAAGUGCAGCCUUUUGGCCUAGAUGUGAAGGGUACAUUGUUACUGAAUGCCUCCUGCUAUCUAACUCUUUGCAUAUAGAUAAGAGCAAGAAAACUGUUAAGGAUGGGUCUCGUACCUGCUGAUAAUACAUAUUUAGAACUCACCUUGUAUAUUUCAAUAAAUGUAGAAACCCUCUUGUGAUGGUCUCCUGUUUAUACUAAUUAUAAAGGAUGGGAGACCAACACAAAGGGGUUUCUACCUUUACUGAAAGGUAUGAGUUGGCUUCUAACUAUGUAUUAUCAGCAGGUAUGAAACCCUUCCUUAGUUUUCCUGCUCUUACGUAAGUGCAAGGAAUUUCAUAACAGAAGGAAGAACUACAGGAUGUGAAAUCUGGUGUAGCAGUCACUAGAAUACUUAAUUUAAUGGAUAUAUGAAAGAUAAAAAGCAAUCCUUUCCUUCUCAUAAUGAAUUAUGUCAGCAAUUCAAUUCCAAGUAAUUCUGUAGCUUAACAGAAAAAAACAUUUGAAGCAACGAUAAAAAGGCUCAGUAGUGUGUUAAUUUGUAUAUAGACAAAAGUGGAAGAGGCCUUUUAACCUCAUCUAGAGGUAGAAUGCUGAUAGCACAUUGUUUUGUGAAACUCUCUUUAAGAACUGGGCAAAAUGCUGGAACCACUGACAGAAGCAUUGGCAGUAGUAGACACCUUCAUCUGCCACUUGCCUGGGAAAAUGCUUGAUGUGAUAGUUUUAUAAAAUAGGACUCCAGAGCUGGGCCUGUCUGGAGAAAACCGCUAAUAGGACAGUACAUACAAAUACUUUAGAAAGGAUCCCACAGACAAGAGCCAAGCUGUUUAACUUAAAAACAGUCAUGAUUAUGUGAGAGCCAGUUCCUACAAACUACACAGCUAUAGCUGUGGGAAAGAUUACUCACGACAGGCCUUGAGAAGGAUAUAUUUACCAAGGGUAUUGUAUGGUUUUUCUGACAUUUGAGUUGUGGCCUGUUGAUUUUACAGAGUUUUGUCCCACUGCAUGUAAUCUUAAGAUUAUUGUUUUUUCCUUCUACCUUCUGUUUGGGACACCCUAACUGCCACACCUACAGAAGGAUGGCAAAGAAAACAUCUAAAUAAACUUCUUUUCAAAUUGA